GCCUUAAAAGCGACAUAAGAAUAAGUCACAGGAACAAGAAAAAGUAUUGCUGCAGGUUGUGACAUCGAUUUUUCGCUACCAGAACUGCCUUGCUUAAUAAAACCAUGAUAAUAUUACCAUUAAAAGACUAAUUAUAAGACUUUCUGUCGCUUUGUUGUCUGGACUGGCCAGUUCUCCGUGCCUGUGUUGUAAUGGCAGAGCGAGGAGCACAUUUCACGACAGCGGCUCCAGCUGAAGACAGACCCUCCGUGUUUGAGGUUUUAGCUCAGGACUCUUUGAUGAGUGCUGUUAAACCUGCUUUACUGCAUGCUGUGAAGAUCCUUGCUACGUCUAACCCUUCUCGCUAUGGAGUUCUUUGGAGGAGGUUUGAUGAGAUUUAUGCCGUCCUGGACAUGUUAUUGCAGCACCAUUUCCUUUCCCGCACCAGCGCCUCGUUUUCGGAGAAUUUUUACGGUCUGAAGCGUGUAGGAGAAGACGGCCCAGGUGCGGCUCAUCUGGGACUCCGGCGCAGACAGCACUGGCGCUCCUUGUUCCUUCUGGCCCUCCUUCCUUACCUACACACCAAACUGGAAAAAAUCCUUGCUCGACAGAGAGACGAGGACGAUUUCUCCAUCCGCUUGCCUCAGUCCUCCCUGCAGAAGUUGUACAGGGCUUUUUUGGCUGCGUACCCCUUUGUGUGCAUGGCUUGGGAUGGCUGGGUCUUUUGCCACCAGCUUUUGUAUGUUUUCGGCAAAACACGAACACAUUCUCCGCUUCUGUGGCUAGCAGGGGUUAAACUCUCAUAUCUCACGGCUAAUGACAUACGCUGUCUGGAUCUUAAGCCAUCAGACCCGGCACUGAGCCCCAGUCAAAGCUUUAGAGAGAAAUGUCAGCGCUUGGUCUCUACAGCGGUUGGCGGCGUGGCUGUGUCUCUGUCGACCAGCCUCUCGAUUGGAGUGUUUUUCCUGCAGUUCCUAGAGUGGUGGUAUUCAUCCGAGAACCAGAGCACCGUUAAGUCCUUGACCUCCCUCCCGACCCCUCCGCCGCCUCUCCACCUUCACAGCCAGGAGACGUCACACACACACAUCAAAGUCUGCCCGCUCUGCAGGAAAGUCCGCACCAAUGACACCGCCCUGGCCACUUCAGGCUACGUGUUUUGUUACAAGUGUAUAUAUGUGUAUGUCAAAGCUAAUCACAGGUGUCCCCUCACUGGGUACCCUUCGGGACUGCAGCACCUCAUUAAAAUAUACACACCUGAUGGAUAGACUCCUCAAGUCUGGUUCAUUUUGUUUACGAGAUGCAUUAUUAAUGUGGAUCUGCCUCUGCUUUAACAUAAUUAUGGCACAUUGUUCAGGUGAGCAACAGCUUUUGUGUUAAUUGUCAUCCUAAGGAAGACUAAAAUGAUUUUUUAAAAUUAGUUUUUGUGAUAUGUUUCAUUAAUUUGUAAAAUAAAUAUCAAAUCUGUACAGAUAUAUAUUGCCGACUCUUAUUUAAAGCUGCAGUGCUUUGUAACUAAUGGUAGAUCUUUUCUUUCAUAUUGUGACAUGCAUUCAAAUGUAACGGAUUGUUAUAUAGUUUUAUCCUAACAAACUGUAAGGAUGAAAAGAACCUCAGAUCUUUUGACCUCCUGAGAAACAGACAAUGCAAACAUAGAGGCAUCUUCAAGAUGGAGGUGCAGGAAACUACUUUCCUUUCGGUCCAUUUGUUUCUUUCUAUACCCCUCCACCCAUCUUCCCUUCUACUCAGCUUGCUCAAAAUGAUUACAAGAAAAUGCCAGUCACAAUGCAGCAUUUGAAUACAUUUUUUUGUAGGUCAAAACCAGGAAAUGAGUUUGCGCUUUACCGCUAGUGGUUUCGUUGUCUUGAAGUUAAUAGGUUUUUCCGAAAAGGUUUGCGGUACAUUUUCAGAAAUAAAGCCUGCGGUUUACACAA
Messenger RNA from Puntigrus tetrazona (Sumatra barb), 1910 nucleotides. It is a transcript of the gene pex12, whose product is annotated as peroxisomal biogenesis factor 12. The coding region runs from base 192 to 1244 and encodes 350 amino acids. The transcript has 3 exons. Lineage: Eukaryota; Metazoa; Chordata; Actinopteri; Cypriniformes; Cyprinidae. The record is from RefSeq and is a predicted model, not a curated record. Gene Ontology annotation, biological process: protein import into peroxisome matrix; protein monoubiquitination. Gene Ontology annotation, molecular function: zinc ion binding; ubiquitin-protein transferase activity; protein binding. Gene Ontology annotation, cellular component: peroxisomal membrane; peroxisomal importomer complex.